AGGCGAGUGAUAAUACAACACCGCAGGGUUAAAACUUUUGAAGACGCAGGCUAGUGACACACAGAAAAAUCUUAAAGAAGUACUCGGUUUUUACGAAUGAUGAGUAUACCGCAUAGCCAUAAUUUAUCAGCAACACAUUUGCUGGCCUCCCCGGAUGGUUCACGUUACUUACUGGAAAAUUCCAAUGAUCUGCAUCAAUUAGAUGAAAGCUAUUCUCGACUGCCUGGUUGUGGCUCAGGUACUGAUGGUACAGCGCUCUGGACGCGACAUGGCAUAUCCAAUCAUAAUUCCAUAAUAGGAUGUUUUUUAAUCUGUCAACGCAGUCUAAAAGAGUAUAUGGCACGACGAAAGAUUGAGCGAGGAUUGCGUCUAUAUGAACAGCAUAACCAAAAUGCUGCGGUUCGCAUUUGGCGGAGCGCUUUAAAAGCGGCCAUUCGUCGCGAGGAUUGUUUUCAGUUACUUGGCUACCUCUAUCAGGCUCAUAUGGAUUGGGGUAAAUAUCGCGAAGCGAUCGAGUUUGGGCAUCGGCAGUUAGGCAUUUCCGAAGAGUUGGACUCACCUACGAUGAGGGCGGAAACUUAUCUGAACUUAGCAAGGGCCCAUGAACGAUUGGGCGGUCUUGAACGAGCACUCAGUUAUGCUCGCCACUCAUUAUAUAACGAGUGCGGUUCGCAGUGCCGUACUGGAGGCUUAGUCCACUUGACAGUAGCUCGCGUUUACUUGGAAAUGGGUGGGUUUUCACGCGCGCUUGAAAGGUUACAAGGAGCACACAAAAUAGCUACGACAAUUGAAGACCCAUCGCUGGAGUUGCAAGUUUACGUUGCGCUCUCUGAGCUAUUUGACCGUUUGCAAGACAAUGAUAAAAGUGCAACCUAUGCAUCCAAGGCCUAUGAUCUAUCACGAUCAUUGCAACUGCGCGAUCUUAACUCGUCACAUCAUCGGGCUGCAUUAUUGCGCAUGGCAUCUGCUCUUCGCAAACAAGGUGACCUAGGGGAUGCACAUGACUAUUGUAUGGAAGCUACACGCCUUUCACUGAUCUCGGGGGAUCAAGCGACAUAUACUCGUAGUUUGCGGGUGAUGGGAGAUAUCUACCGCAAGAAAGUGGACAUGGAUCGUGCCUUUCGACAAUACGAACAAGCUAUGGGUACUUCAGCUACACUUGGAGAUCGUAUGGCUCAAAUGGAGGCGAUGGAUGGGGCAGCACGCUGUUUAGAAGAUUUGCGAUUACAGCAGAAGAUUUGCAAUUGUCGUCCACUUGAGUUCAACACGCGCCUGCUAGAGGUCGCAAGCACCAUUGGCGCUAAGCUCCUUGUGCGUAAAAUACGUAGUCGUCUAGCUCUUAUCUACCGUGCUCUCGGAGAUGAGGAACAAUACAAUACACAUUCACGCUUAGCCAGCCAAACAGAUGCAGCGUUGGGGCUAUUUUGUGGUGCAUGUAAUGAAACCUUUGGCUUAGAACCGGACUCAAUUGAAGCAUUGCCUUGUGCUCAUAUCCUGCAUGCCCGCCAUAAUGCCAGAGGCCGACGUAACCUAGUGCGCGACUACCGUUCGGUUAGUCCUGUGUACGAUCUCGACUGCGAACAUAAAAUAUCACACAAGGGAUAG
Molecule: messenger RNA, 1605 nt
Organism: Anastrepha obliqua
Lineage: Eukaryota; Metazoa; Arthropoda; Insecta; Diptera; Tephritidae
Product: 43 kDa receptor-associated protein of the synapse homolog
Exons: 8
Coding region: 97-1605 (502 amino acids)
Biological process (GO): chemical synaptic transmission
Molecular function (GO): protein-membrane adaptor activity; acetylcholine receptor binding
Source: RefSeq, a predicted model, not a curated record